AUGGCAUCAGAAAUCACCUACGCUGAGGUGAAGUUCAAGAAUGCACCACCAGCUGCAGCAGUUGAAGUACCUCCUGAGACCAAAAAGCAUGAGGACCAUCCCCAGAAAUACCCACCUUGGCUCCCAUGGCUGAUCUCAUUGCUGCUCCUUUUGGUGUGCAUUGCCCUUGCUCUUGCUCUCCUUGUGGUUGUUCCCUUGUUCCAUAGUGCCGACCAGCCCACAGCCCUGCAGCAGAAUUUCGUGGAGUGGGAGUGCAUCACAACGGUGCCCCAAGGCAAAGAGCGAGUCUUGAGGUGCUGCCCCAAGGGCUGGAUACGCUUUCAAGAAAAGUGCUAUUACCUGUCGGAUGAUGAAAUGUCCUGGGAUGAGACUGUGCGAAACUGCACUGGGAUGGGCUCCCACCUGGUGGUGAUCAACAGCGAAGCAGAGCAGGUUUUCCUCACUAAGGAGCUACAGAAGUUUCCACAAGGAAUAAAUUUCUACAUCGGUCUGACUGCAGAGGCUGUGGGCAAGUGGCAGUGGGUGGACCAGACUCUACUUAAUGAGAAGGCAGCGUUCUGGCGGAGAGGGGAACCAAGUAAUGUGCCUGUUGAGAAGUGUGUUGCAAUCCAUACGAGUCCAGAAAUUCACAACUGGAAUGAUUCCCGAUGCGAGAGCCAUCAUCGAAUUUGUGAAGUUGCAGCACCAAGUUUCUAG
Molecule: messenger RNA, 696 nt
Organism: Charadrius vociferus (killdeer)
Lineage: Eukaryota; Metazoa; Chordata; Aves; Charadriiformes; Charadriidae
Product: C-type lectin domain family 4 member A-like
Exons: 7
Coding region: 1-696 (231 amino acids)
Source: RefSeq, a predicted model, not a curated record